Linnemannia hyalina is the source of this 1230-nucleotide messenger RNA. NCBI's taxonomy places the organism in Eukaryota, Fungi, Mortierellomycota, Mortierellomycetes, Mortierellales, Mortierellaceae. The record is from the annotation of a GenBank genome assembly.
AUGGUCAAGAUCAUCUCCACCCUUGUGGCCCUCUCCGCCACCCUCUCAGUCGUCCUCGGACACAAACACCAGGCCGGCCAUAGCGUCCACAGUCUCGAGAAGCGUGGCACCGCUGCUCCUGAGCCUACUGGCUGCCCCGCCUACGCCGCCGUCGCCGCAGGUGCCUGGCCCACCUUGGACUGCAUCCCAUACCCCCAAGACCCCCAGGUCCAGGCAUGGCUCAAGUUGGUCGAUAUGACCAAGGUCCCUGUUUACGCUCUCUCGAACGAUGGUGUUUGCCCUCCUGCAACUACUGUGCUCCCUGCGGGCCAGUGCUGGUGGACGUGCCAGAAGUGUACUGCCCCUGAUGAUGUUACUUUCUGCCCUCAGACUGAGACCUGGGGUUUGACUUAUGAUGACGGUCCAUCGCCUGACUCGCCCCGUCUGUACGACGCCCUCGAGGCCCACAACACCCAAGCAACCCUCUUCAUUGUCGGAUCCCGCGCCAUCAGCUACCCCGCAACCUUGAAGCGCGCCUACACUGCAGGUCACCAGAUUGCCAUCCACACCUGGUCUCACCCCUCGAUGACCUCGCUCUCGAACGAGCAGAUCGUCGCUGAGUUGAAGUGGACCGAAAAGGCCAUUGUUAGCGUCAUUGGUGUCACUCCUAUCUACUGGAGACCUCCUUAUGGUGAUGUCGAUAACCGUGUCCGUGCCAUUGCGACCCAGUUGGGAUACAAGACUUCCAUCUGGACCGAUGGUUUUGAUACCAACGACUGGAACAUCCCUGCAGGCACUGCUACUCCUCAGUCGGUCGUAGCUACCUUCCAGUCUUGGUUGACCAAGAUCCCCACCAUGCCCAACGGAUUCAUCGUUCUCGAGCACGAUUUGUUCCCUGCAGAGGUGAACGUGUCGAUCGACGGUAUCCUCCCCAUCGCGUACGCAGACACGGCCCUCAAGAUGAUGCCUAUCGCCCGCUGCCUGGGUGACGCCAAGCCCUACAAGGAAGGUGCCGGUACCUUCUCCCUCAACGGCUCGCCCGCCGCCGCUGCAUCUUCGUCCGCUGCUUCUGGAACUCACACUGGCACUGCUGCUGCUGGCGGUAGCACCGGUACUGCCACGGCUGGUGCAAGCACGUCGAGUGGUGCACCUACCAUUGUCAACAACUCUGCUGCUAGGGGAUCAGCGGUUUCUGCGGUCUUGAUGGUUGGAUCUGCCAUGGUCUUUGCUGUCCUCCCCGCUGUUCUCUAA